AGGGCUUCCCCGGGCAAAUCCAGCCAAGGGGGCGAUCCCGGCCCCCUGCUGCAUCUGUGGCCCCCGGCUCCCCAAGCCUCGGCCCCUGCAGCAGCAGCCAGCCAUCCCUCCGCCCCACUGCCCCAGCCUGGGCGCCCGGCCCUCCGCGCUAAACCGGGGAGAGGCUGGCGGGGGUAAGGUACGAGGGUGACCUGAAAGUGGAUUGACUCCGCUGGAUUAAGGCCCUGCGGGGAGGCGGUUGUUCCGGAGUAAGAGCGGGCACCGCUGGAGGUGGGCAGGAAUAGCUCCUCCCUGGCAGCGCCGCCAGGAUCCCAGCCCCUGUGCACAAGCACCGAAAACCUGAACAAGCUCCAGCCUGCCAGUCCUAGACGGAGUUUGUUCUAAAGGUGAAUUUUCUAACAGGAGCUGGAGCUGCUCCACGGUCCCCCACCCCAACUGCUCAAAAUCCAUCAGUCGCACCCUCAAAAAUGAUGAAAAUAACUUAGAAAUAAUGAGACGUUAAAGAAGCACAGGGCUGGUGUUCGGUGGCUUUGCCUUCUGGGGUCAGAGCCCCAGGGACCAUCUUUUCAAGCUUUUCCCCGCAAUCACAAGAGCUGGAAACUCCCCCCUUUCUAUUAAUGCAAGCAGAGAAUCUCCCAUAAUCACAUGACUCCAGAAGCUGGGACUUUAAGAAAAACUGCACAGGCUCCCUUGAGAUAACAAGUCAGGAGAUCUCUGCAGCAGAUGCUGGGUCCCACCCUGCUGCAUCUGGCCCCCAGGGGCCUUCGGUUUGGCUCGAGCCAGGGUGUAACAUGCCACGAGCUGUAGUCUCCGCCGUGUUUACACCUAUUACAGUUGAGGGUGGCUGGGGCCAGGGCUGUCUCUGAUCAGGCAAGUUCAAGAUAUGCAGCAGGGUUUUUUUUAUUCCACCCAUCAAAUUUGCGAGCUUGUAUGGUCAGCGGCAGGGCGGAGCAGCCACCUUUGGAGCUAUGCAGGAGGAAUCAGACUGGCUGCCAGAUGCGCUCCUGGGUGACCAUACCACCUCCCGGGCUGCGUAAGGGCAGGGCUCAGCGGGGAGACCUGCAGGAGGGGACAGUCCGCAGUGAGCCCAGCGCGAUGGUAGGAAGGGCAGUAGUGCUGCAGGUGCUGUGGUCAGUAAAGAGGUCGUCACAUCUUUCGUACCUGGCAGGUGUUACCCUGACAGCAGGUCCACAUUCCCCUUUGAGUAAUUAAAACCUGCCCAUCCCUGCAGCGUCAGUGGGGUCCGAUAUUCUCCACUUCCUGCCCUAAGGGCUGGGCAGUGUUAAACAGCGGCCGUGUUCCAACCCAGAGCUGGCUGCCACUGCAGGCGGGGGGAGUGAGUCUUGCUGUGUGCGGCUGAGACAGUGCUUUGGGAUCGGCGUCUGUAAGGCGCUAUAAGGAAGGUAAGGUAUUAGAUUCCUGUGGGGGCACAGAACGGUUAUUGGCAACUGAAUAGCCCCCGCAGGCUUCAGGGAAACAUACGAGCGAUUGUCUCUACUGAGAAGUUCCAAAGAGGCCUACAAGGUGGUGUGCUGUUUCUCUGUCCACAGAUAGUUUCAUGCUAACAAGCUGCUGCUGGGAAGGUUGGCUGGAGCCGUCUCCUCUGCAGCUGGCCGGCGUGGCUGCUGGAGACCGCACGGCGUGUCGGAGCUGUGCCCGUCCCGUAGGACGGCAGCGAGCAUGUCUCAGAAGAGCAGGAACCGCCAGGCACGUGGCGGGGAGGAGAUCACGGCCAGUCCUGCUGGCAGCGGGGAUGCAGCGAGGACAGGAGCUGCCGCGGUGCCCCGUGGGCAGCUGAAAGGCAAACGGAAGGUCCUGGCAGAGCCCAGUGGGACGGAGGUGUUGACCGUGGAUAAGAGGAGGAAGGAAGGGGAGGUGGCGGAGGGGGGAGGAGCUGGGAGCCUGGGGGAAGCCGUGAGGCAGGCGCGGCUGCGGGUUGCCCCCUCUGUGCAGGACUUCAAGUACAACAAGAAGCGAGUGCGCCUGGUCUCGCAGGGCUCCGACCUCAAGGAUGCUGCCAAGGGCGUUGUGUACUGGAUGUCUCGAGACCAGAGGGUGCAAGAUAACUGGGCUUUCCUGUAUGCCCAGCGCCUGGCCCUGAAGCAGCAGCUCCCUCUGCACGUCUGCUUCUGCCUGGUGCCCAAGUUUUUGGAGGCCACCAUCCGUCACUUCGGCUUCAUGCUGAAAGGCCUGCAAGAAGUGGCCGAGGAGUGCCAGGAGCUGGACAUCCCCUUCCACCUGCUCAUCGGCUUUGCCAAGGACGUGCUGCCUGCCUUCGUGGCGGGCCGUGGCCUCGGCGGAGUGGUGACAGACUUCUCCCCGCUCCGCGUCCCCAUGCAGUGGGUGGAAGAGGUCAAGGAGAGGCUCCCGGGAGAUGUGCCCUUUGUACAGGUUGAUGCGCACAACAUUGUCCCAUGCUGGGUUGCCUCAGACAAGCAGGAGUACGGAGCCAGGACAAUUCGACGGAAGAUCCAUGAUCGGCUCUCAGAGUUCCUCACGGAAUUCCCUCCCGUCAUCAAGCACCCGUACUCGUCCGCAGCCCCGGCAGAGCCCAUAGACUGGAACGCCUGCCACGCCAGCCUGCAGGUGGACUGCUCGGUGAAGGAGGUGACUUGGGCGACGCCGGGGACGGCCGCGGGGCUGGCUGUGCUGGAGUCGUUCAUAGGCGAGCGGCUGAAAUCCUUCGGCACCGACCGGAACAACCCAAACCGGGCAGCGCUCAGCAACCUCUCGCCGUGGUUCCACUUUGGCCAGGUCUCCGGCCAGCGGGCCAUCCUGGAGGUGCAGAAAUAUCGCAGUAAAUACAAGGAGUCGGUGGAUGGCUUCAUCGAGGAGGCCGUGGUCCGCAGGGAGCUGGCCGACAACUUCUGCUACUACAACAGGAACUACGACAAGGUGGAAGGUGCGUACGACUGGGCCAAAACCACUCUGAAGCUCCACGCCCAGGACAAGAGGUCUCACCUCUACGAGCUGGAGCAGCUGGAGGAGGGGAAGACGCACGACCCGCUCUGGAACGCCGCCCAGCUCCAGAUGGUUCACGAGGGGAAGAUGCACGGGUUCCUACGCAUGUACUGGGCCAAGAAAAUCCUGGAGUGGACCCGCUCCCCCGAGGAGGCCCUGAAGUUCGCCAUCUACCUCAACGAUCGCUAUGAGCUGGACGGCCGGGAUCCCAACGGCUACGUAGGCUGCAUGUGGUCCAUCUGCGGGAUCCACGACCAGGGCUGGGCCGAGCGGGCCGUGUUCGGGAAGAUCCGUUACAUGAACUACGCCGGCUGCAAGAGGAAAUUCGACGUGGGGCAGUUCGAGCGCAGAUACGAUCCCCGCAAACUGGGCCAGUAGGCUUGAGGGGGGGCAGCUCCUGCUGAAACCAGGACAGCUGGGGCUCGUGGGGUGGGGUCUCUGCUGGGCCUUUGAACGUUUGCAUUUCCCCUGAAUACCAUUGAAAGGCCCGUGCCGCUGAGCCGAGAGCCAGCGGGGACUCGGCUGCCCUUGCCACGGUGCCUCUUGUCUACGGAUUCCCCCAAGGCAGCAGUUUGGGUGCAAUGCCGGGAGCUGGGGCAGCAAGCCUCCGCUUUUCCCUGGAUGCCCAAAGCUCUCUCUGGCACAGCCCUGGAUGUGCCACCUCCAGCUACUAGCCAGGGCCAGCUCUAAAAGCUCCUUUGAUAUUUCUAGAGGGGACAGGCUCGCCAGCCACCCCGCCUGCUCAGGGAGGAGACACUGUGCCUUUUCCAGUGUAGCCCUCGCCUGCAGCAGGUAGACAGGCCUGGUCUUAGAGCUCUGGGAUGGAAAACUGCAGCAUGUAGCUUAGAGCUUCUGCAUUGAUGGCGUCUAGAACGAGCUGCUGGGGGGCAGAGGUGGGGGGAAGCUCAGAGCAGAUCCACUGCUGCUGGCAGGAUCUCAGCUUUUACUCCGAGCAGGGAAGAUGGGAGCUCCCAGGGUGAAACACACUGACCUCAAGUGGCUGUGUUACCUCUAGGGGCUUUUCCGCCCCACCCCAUGCAGAGAUGGAUGCUUGUCUCACCCCACGCAGGAAGCAUAGAAUCAUAGAUUAGGGUUGGAAGGGACCUCAGGGGAUCAUCUAGUUCAACCCCCUGCUCAAAGCAGGACCAAUCCCCAAAUGGCCCCCUCAAGGAUUGAACUCACAACC
Mauremys mutica (yellowpond turtle) is the source of this 4147-nucleotide messenger RNA. RefSeq names its product deoxyribodipyrimidine photo-lyase-like. Gene Ontology annotation, biological process: photoreactive repair. Gene Ontology annotation, molecular function: deoxyribodipyrimidine photo-lyase activity. The record is from RefSeq and is a predicted model, not a curated record. Lineage: Eukaryota; Metazoa; Chordata; Testudines; Geoemydidae. The coding region runs from base 1681 to 3339 and encodes 552 amino acids. The transcript is spliced from 9 exons.